Molecule: messenger RNA, 655 nt
Organism: Adineta ricciae
Lineage: Eukaryota; Metazoa; Rotifera; Eurotatoria; Adinetida; Adinetidae
Source: the annotation of a GenBank genome assembly
UUUACUCAUUUCAUCGUAUAUCAAGUUGCUAGAUCGAUUUGUCCCACUAAUAGCAGACGCAGAAAGUAUGUGUGUUCCACAGUCGAGGGUGAAGUGAGUCCGCACGGCGAACGUUACUUGUUAUUUAUCUCAGCAUCAAACGACACAAGAAAAGCUUUUCUUGGACAUGCUCUAGAAAUUUAAAAUUAAUCACGUUUCAAAUACAUCAGAUGGAAUCGAAAUUAUUCAAACUUCAUCUGUAUCGACAAAUACGUCCGAAGUUGCAUCUCCUCGAAUGAAACGACAUUUAUCAACGGAAUCUACAAGUGAAUCUGCACGUAGCUUGAAGAAACUUCGUGAGAACUUAAUUCAGAAACAUACGCCAUCACCAAUGAGUAGUAUUGAUCCACUUAUUGUCGAGAUUGAUAGUUAUUUGAAAUUGGACACAGUUUGCGAUGAUGUACUGGAAUUUUGGAGAGUGUCGGGCGAAAAGUUUUGUAAUUUAAAAAGACUUUCACAAAUUGUUCUGGCAAUUCCAGCUACUUCAACGCCUAGUGAGCAAGUUUUUUCCACAACAGGAUUGAUUUUAAAUGCGAAUCGCACAAUGUUAGCACCCGAAAAUGUUGGCAAAAUUCAAGUGAGUCAUGAUAAUUAUGAUAUAUUUAAAAAACUCUAG